Messenger RNA from Oreochromis aureus, 1276 nucleotides. Its product is annotated as annexin A1-like. Gene Ontology annotation, molecular function: calcium-dependent phospholipid binding; phospholipase A2 inhibitor activity; calcium ion binding. The transcript has 12 exons. The record is from RefSeq and is a predicted model, not a curated record. NCBI's taxonomy places the organism in Eukaryota, Metazoa, Chordata, Actinopteri, Cichliformes, Cichlidae. The coding region runs from base 103 to 1143 and encodes 346 amino acids. Gene Ontology annotation, biological process: myoblast migration involved in skeletal muscle regeneration; inflammatory response; positive regulation of G1/S transition of mitotic cell cycle. Gene Ontology annotation, cellular component: cytoplasm; plasma membrane.
AGCAGAGUGAGCUUUACAGUGCAGUAGCUACAAGCUGGAGUGCAGGACGGUCUUCAGCAGCACAGUUUUGUUUCAGUUUUUAAAUCUCUCAUCCAAGCAAAAAUGCCAUUCUUCGAUCGUUUGAAGGACAUUUUCUCCCAUGACCGACACUCCGAUGAUGACACUGUCAAAGUGAAGGGUAAGGAAAAACCUAUAUAUUAUGGAACAGUCACUCCAUAUCCAAACUUCAAUGCCAGCGACGACACUGCAAUUCUUCGGCGUGCCAUUGAAAGUAAAGGAGUGAACGAGGAUGUGAUCAUUGCAGUCCUGGUAAAGCGAAGCAACGAGCAGAGGCAAAAUAUCAAAGCAGUCUAUGAAACGGAAAAUGGGAGAAAGCUGGCUGACGAUUUGAAAGCAGUUCUGACAGCACACUUGGAGGUCAUCUGUCUGGCACUGCUCAUGACACCAGCUCACUAUGAUGCCCACGAACUUAGGAAAGCCACAAAGGGUUUGGGCACAGAUGAGGAAGUUCUGACUGAGAUUUUGGCAACGAGAACAAACCAAGAGAUUCAAGAGAUCAAGAAGGCCUUCAAACAAGAGUACAAAACAGAGCUGGAAGAAGUUAUUAAAAGUGAGACCAGUGGCAACUACACCAAGAGCCUCCUGGAAUUACUAAGUGGAGGUAGAGAUGAGAGCACUCGCGUAGACAAUGAUCUUGUUUCAAAAGACACAAAGACGCUGCUGACAUUAUGUGAGCAGGGCAGCAAAUUCAACGUGUCCACCUUCAUUGACUUGAUGACCAAGCGCAGCUAUCCUCACCUCCGAAAAGUAUUGGAGGCAUAUAGCAAACAAACGGACGUCAAAUUACCCACAGUGCUGAAAAAGGAGCUGAAAGGAGACACUGAAAAUUGUCUCAUCGACCUUGCAAAAUAUGCCUGGAACACACCAGCUGUCUUUGCCCAGAAGCUUGUUAAGGCUUUAGAGAAACCAGGCACGUGUGAGAAAACUCUCAACAGGAUACUGGUGAGUCGCUCUGAGGUCGACCUCAAGAAGAUCAAGGAGGUAUACUGGAACUGUCACCAAAGAUCCCUAAAUGAUGACAUAGAGAAAGACACCAAGGAGCACUAUCGGAAAGUCCUGCUUAGCCUGUGUGGAGCUUUUUGAACUUCAUCUGUUACCAUUUUACUCUGGAAACCGAGACCAACUUAUUCCACUAAAUACUCACAGCUUUAACUCUGAAAUGCAUGACUACUCUGUUCUUUUGAGAUUAAACUUUAAUAAAGAAGUUAUUCCAGCA